Molecule: messenger RNA, 3750 nt
Organism: Xylona heveae TC161
Lineage: Eukaryota; Fungi; Ascomycota; Xylonomycetes; Xylonales; Xylonaceae
Exons: 2
Coding region: 485-3445 (986 amino acids)
Biological process (GO): regulation of chromosome condensation
Source: RefSeq, a predicted model, not a curated record
GCAGAUUGACGGGACCAUAUUACGACGUCUUUGUUAUCGAACGCCUUUUUGUCAAAGACAUCACCGGCUUCCUUUACUCUUUCUUUUUAUGCAAUUGGAACGCGCACCUUUUUGCGACGCAGCUUCAAUGUCCUUUUAUACGCCACGAUCUUGCUUACAAGCCAAUUCUUGACCAGCACCGAGACUUCUGCGCCUGCUCAUAAUGAUUGAAGUCACAGUCAGCUGUUGCUGCGCGCUCAUCAAUCCAGGAUCUUACUCUUCUUUUCCUCAUUCCGGAUCGCUCCUCACUUAUUCCUCUUUGAUUGAAACUUCACUCUAAUCGCGAAUUGGAAUCCUGUUAAUUUAAUCUCAUCCUGACCAUCUCCACCACCCGCUCACUCGCCAUCGCAUAUCGCUAUUACCUGCUUCAUUAGCCUGUUGCGCAUAAUCGCUAGUUUAUUUUGCUUGAAGUGCUGGAACAUUGACUGGUUCUGUCAGAUCAAAGAUGGAUUUCCCUAAAUACCGAACGCCGAAAACAGUAACGUAUGGAAAAGCCAGCAGACGAAAAGUUCAGGGAACGGGAUACGUGGACUCCCGAUCGAAAGAGAGGAGUGGAAUAUCAGACAUACAGGUUGAUGUGAAAGGCUCAACCCUCGAUGAAGACGAAGCGCGGCCCACGUCGAAUGGAAGCAGUCCCGCGAAUCCUGUCUGGAACCUGAGCAAAUUAGACCGCGCCGUGUCUUCUAAUCAGAAAACUCCUGCUGGGCCGGAGGAAGACGACAAGUCGGACAAGUCUGACGCUUCAGCGACUUCCGAGGAAAUUCUCUCAACAAAGCUGCGACUGGAAGGUUGGGAAAAGGACUGCGCACACGGUGCCUCUAAUGUCUACGAGUUUGAAGACGACUCGCGCAACACGAAGCGACGGAAGAUAUCUCCAGUUAAACCGUCUGUCGUCCCAGUAUAUCGCAAUCAACGGCGAGGCGCAGAGGAACAGCGGAGUCUCCGAAGGGAGACCAGCCCGGCAGCCCGGCAUUCAUCGAAACCUUCAAGCAGCAGGGGACCAUCUGAGGACCGGCCAAAUAUUCUCGGCUCUCGGCGGGAGGUGAGAAUCGAGAUUCCGCGGCGCCAACCCGCAGGGCGUUUGACGCAAAAACCGAAGGCUUCACAUGAUGCAAUGUCAGCAAGGAAGUCGCCCCAGCGACAAGUUUCCAGAUCGAGGGAACAGGCUGAAGAGCCCUUUGUCGCUGCGCCUUCAACACCCCCACCGGCCGCCUCGUCGAUACUUAAGAAAGCACCACGUGCAUAUGCUUCAGUAAAUACCAAAAAGCCGAAUGAUAAGCCGCCAAAUACUUCAUCGAUAACGCCGCAUGUCCAGGGGCUUCCACCCACCGAACGACCAAAGUCGCCCGAAUCAUCGGUUGCUGGCGCAUGCUCACCAGCGCGUACAACGCCACGCCAGGCCAAGCUAUGGGGCCAGUUACUGGAGUCAUCCGCUGACGGACGCAGCGCGACUAACACUAAGCGGUCUGUCAGCCAGAAGCUUCAAAAGAGCAGCAGCCUAUUAGACGCGGAUGUGGAUACCCCGGAGGAUCUAGGUGAUGGUGGCCGCUUUACUCCGGAUCGACUGCGGAAGCGCUUGAUUGAUGUGCUCACACCUCAAGGAUCGUUUGACGAAAGUACUAUCAGACAUACGGAUGAGUCCGAUAGCGAGAACGAAGAAAAAGACUCUCGUACAGGUACUAGAUCUUCUCAAAGCCAAACGGGUUCUCCUGAAGCACGACCAUAUCAAGACAUGAAUGGAUCGGAAGUGGCCGAUUCUAAAUUAGGGGGGAAAGCCGACGACAAGCUGUCUCAGACAUCCGUUCUUCUCCAGUACGGCGGGCCGAGGACCACAUAUUCCCAACAAAGAUCGCAUUUGGUAGAAGACGAUCCUCUUCAGGAGCAGCUUCUUGGUAGUGAUACACCCUUUAGUAUAGGAGCUCCGCGGAACUUGAAACGUCAACUUCCCAAGUAUGGUUUUAGAGAAUCCGGCUCUCAGCGGAACAGUUCUCAGCGAGAGCCUGAAACAGGAUCACGCAGUGGUCCAAUCAGAAGCAUUCAUGAAUUGCGGGAAGCUGGUAUCAAUCGACGUUUCGCCGAUGAAAUGGGGACGCUCUUUGAAGACUUGGAGGACAGUAGUCCAAGUUCCACCACGAGAAAACUCGAAGGGCUGCACACACUCUUGUCCAAGUUCUCUAACAGGGACUUUGCCCAACGUCUCAUCGAUCAGGAUUUCGACCGUCGCCUUCUUGCUUGCCUCGAGGGAGAGUAUCAGGGAAUUAUUUCUCGAUCCUUGCUUUCAAUGGCUGUAUUUUUCCUGCUUCGCGCUUCCAAAUCACCACGCACGUUACGACAAGCUCAAGGCACGAAGAUUUUACAAUCGAUCGCGUCAUUGCUUGACCUGCGCGACGACAUUCGAAUCGUUGCAGAGUCUGAAAAGAUGUCAAGGAGUGCCCUGCAAGAAUUGUCCGAUGUACGAGAUGAUCUGGAAAGGUCAAUUUUAUGGAACGCUGAAGUCGCAAUAACACCAUCUCCUCGAAUGAUCUCACUACGUUGCCUUGACGCCAUCAUGCGCGGUGGCCGGGAAGCAGGUUGCAAUGAAUGCGGUCUAUCUCGCCAAGUCACCCUGGAGCUAAUUUCAAUACUCGUCAACAAUGCUCAAGCGCUCUCCGCUGUUUCUGUUUCUGUUUCCAAGCAGCAAGUCAUCGAAUUGGAACAGAUUCUCUCCAUCUUCGAAUCAUUUUCUCUCUAUGCCAACUCCUCUUUGCGAGAAUCCACGAGCGAUCACCAGGUCACAUCCUCGCUUGCAACCUGUCUCUCAAUCCUUCUCAAAUAUGAUGACUCGGACAACAUUCCUAUCAUGUCCUUGCGUUUUCUUCUCAACAUUACGAACAACGAUGCCGAGUUUUGCAAUGCGUUGUCUCACCGCUCAUUGAUUGAGAACCUUGUCCACUUGGUGCAUUCUCGAUUGAUGGCUCUCUCUUCUUCUUCCAUGUUGGAUACCUUGGUGCUCGCCCUCGGAGUUCUCAUCAAUUUUGCAGAACUCAGCGACCAAGCUAGGUAUUUCAUGGUGGUUGCACAGCUCAACAAUGAUAGAUGGUUGGAUGCUUCCGUGCAGCAGUUCCUCGCGAGAAGGGAUAGUAUUGCUGAGGCGGACUCGAUGGAAGCCACCCACUUCAAUGUUGUUUUUGGCUACCUCGCGGUGCUGUUGGGUAAUAUGUGCCACAAUGACGCCGCUGCCGCGUCCAUUCGUGCUUUGAUGCCCAAGGGUUCACUCCAGCCCAUUUUAGAUGCUGUAAAUGAAUUUCUUAUCUAUCAUAAGAAGGUGGAUACUGAAAUGUUUGGCACGGAAAAUACCCCAGCCGAGGAGAUGAAUUUUACUGCUCAUUUACAACAGGUGGCGGAUUAUCUAGAGGCGAUUAUGUAAAUGAGGCAAUAUCAGAUCUUUUCUUUACUCUUUUUUCCCCUCUGUGGAUUCUGUCUACGUAUUUCUGCACGCUCGUUGUUGAUUGUGCAUCCUGCCCCAAGCAUGACAAAAUGCGUGGAUAUCCUAUGGAGUCGGAAACUCGUGUGAAUGCAUCUCCAAUGGUUUGCUGUCUCCCAAAAAGAAAGCCAAUGCGCAUCACCGCCCUACUAUAAUGGGAGAAGUUAUCUUGAGAGUUGUCACGAAAUCCUGUCACGUAAUAAACUCCUGCUUGUCCGCAUCUAGUGUGCAUUCUCCUUGGGGAAAAG